This is a messenger RNA of Rhineura floridana, 3854 nucleotides long. Its product is annotated as zinc finger protein OZF-like. Gene Ontology annotation, molecular function: DNA-binding transcription repressor activity, RNA polymerase II-specific. The coding region runs from base 1021 to 2619 and encodes 532 amino acids. Lineage: Eukaryota; Metazoa; Chordata; Lepidosauria; Squamata; Rhineuridae. The transcript is spliced from 3 exons. The record is from RefSeq and is a predicted model, not a curated record. Gene Ontology annotation, biological process: negative regulation of transcription by RNA polymerase II.
AUCUAGUCAUGACAGUGUGACAGGUGAAUUUGGUAGGCUUGGGUUGCUAGGAAGUUACAAUUCCGGGCCAUUCUGUUCCAUUCCGGAUGGCAUUUUAGUUGUUAACGGGUGAAUAAAAUAUAAUAGCAGAAAGGUUUUGAUUCUGUUCCAGCUUUUACGCUGUCCCUUUUCUUUAGAAGGGGAGGGGAGCGAAGACUGCUUCUGCCACUCAGACCUCCAAGGGUUAAAUGAACUGAGCUGUGGAUCCUAGAGAGGCAGGACCCCUCGCUGGAUCGUCACCUUGCAGUGGUGAGUGGGCUUGCCUGUUCCAAUGAACCCUAUGAGCGAUGCUGUUGGGAGUCAUGUACUCCCAGCAGGGUCACCCAUGGCGGUAAGGUCAACGGAGAGGAACCAGACAAAGAACGAUCCAAGAAUGUCCUCAGUGGCAGAACAGGCGGAGGAUAACAAUGUGUACGUUACAACGGCUGUGAAGGUGGAUGAAGGCUGCAGCAGAUAAAAGACUUCCAAUCGUCGUGGUAUCCAUGCCAUUGAGUCCAAGCCUUUUUCUAUCAAGAUUUUGUGUUGAUCGUGGUGCAGCGAUCUCCCCACACAAAACAAAUUCACGCACAGGCGUCUUCCAAGCAAAUCCAUCUGGAAACCUAUGUCCUCACUGUGGGAGGCUGUGUGGAUCCAUAAUUGGCCUCCACAGUCACUUACAGACCCACCGUUAAAGACCUUCUUGGAAGACAAUCUUACUUGGCCACGAGUGAUCGCCAAUGAGAGAGGCAGGAAAUUGCCUUCACAGAUGAAUCCUGCAGGGCAGAUGUAGGAGUCAAUGUCCAGGGGUUGUAUUUCUGCAUAUUUGAAAGUUCAUGAAAUUAGUUUAUUUACUAUCUCCACCUGGAUGGAAAGGUGAUAGCUAAGACACCAGGGAGCCAUUUGUGAUGUCAUCAGAAAAAAACUAAGCAGGAAAUAUGAAAAGUGACAUUUUGAAAUCAAAGGAGACCUAAGAGGCGCAAGAGGAGCUAACCAAGUAAUGGGAUGAAGAAAUCCUCAAGUUCUCGGGGUGCCAACAUCCAUGAACUCCUAAAUGCAGAUGAUCAUGAAGGAAAGAGAAGGAAAAAGGGCCCAGUGUAUGUGGAAAUAUUCAAAGACAAAUCAGUAUUAAAUAGACAUUUCAGAACACAAACAAGGGAGAACCCACUGAAAUGCAUGCAGUAUGGAAAGAGUAGAAAUCUCACUACACAUCAAAGAACCUACACAGGGGAGAAGCCUCAUAAAUGCAUUGAGUGUGGAAGGGUCUUCAGCCAGAGAGGAAAUCUGAAUAUACAUCAAAGAACCCACACUGGAGAUAAACCAUAUAAAUGUAUGGAAUGUGGUAACAGCUUCAGCCAGAGUGGAAAUCUAAAGAAACAUCAAAGAACCCACACAGGGGAGAAACCAUAUGAAUGCUUGGUGUGUGGAAAGUGUUUCAGUCGGCGUGGUACCCUUACUUUACAUGAAAAAACCCACACAGGGGAGAAACCAUAUGAAUGCUUGGUAUGUGGAAAGAGCUUCAGUCGGCGUGGUACCCUUACUUUACAUGAAAAAACCCACACAGGGGAGAAACCAUAUGAAUGCUUGGUAUGUGGAAAGAGCUUCAGUCAGAGGGUACAUCUUAAUACACAUCAAAGAACCCACACAGGGGAGAUGCCUUUUAAAUGCGUGGUGUGUGGAAAGAGCUUCAGUGACAGCAGCCAUCUUGUCGUGCAUCAAAGAACCCACACAGGAGAGAAACCAUAUAAAUGUAUGGAGUGUGGAACGAGCUUCAGAGUGAGCAGCCAUCUUGUCGUGCAUCAAAGAACCCAUACAGGGGAGAAGCCAUAUAAAUGCAUGGAGUGUGGAAAGAACUUCAGUCGGGGUAGUCACCUCAAUUUACAUCAAAGAACCCACACAGGAAAAAAACCAUAUAAAUGCUUGGUGUGUGGAAGGAGCUUCAGCCAGGGUGGAAAUCUUAAGAAACAUCAAAAAACCCACACAGGGGAGAAAUCAUAUCAAUGCCUAGUGUGUAGAAAGAGCUUCCGUCAGAAUGGAACUCUUGCUUUACAUCAACGAACCCACACAGGGGAGAAGCCAUAUGAAUGCAUUGAGUGUGGAAAGAGCUUCCGUCAGAAUGGAACCCUUGCUGUACAUCAACGAACCCACACAGGAGAGAAACCAUAUGAAUGCAUCGAGUGUGGAAAGACAUUCAUUGAUAGCAGUAGUCUUGCUAAACAUGAAAGAAUUCACACAGAUGAGAAACCAUAUGAAUGCUUUGUGUGUGGUAAGAGCUUCCGUGAGAGUGGAGCCCUUACUUCACAUCAAAGAACUCACACAGGGGAGAAGCCAUAUAAAUGCAUGGAGUGUGGGAAGAGCUUCAGUAUCAGUGGAAGUCUUAAUACACAUUUAAGAACCCACACGGGUGAGAAACCAUAUAAAUGCAUGGAGUGCGGAAAGACAUUUAGUGAUAGCAGUUCUCUUGCUAAACAUCAAACAAUUCACAGUGGUGAGAAAUCAUAUAAAUGUAUGGAAUGUGGAAAGAGCUUCAGGAGUGGUACCAACCUUACUUCACAUCAUAGAACCCACUCUAGGACACAGUCAUAUAAAUGUGUGGAGAGUUGAUAGUUGAUAGGCAUUACCAUAAGAAUACACAUCAUAUGGGACCCCAGGGUAUCCACAUAAGUGGAAGACAUUUAAGUGCAUGUGGUGUGGAAGGGGCUUGAGCAACACUCAAACCUUAUUAGAGAUUACAGACCCCAGUCAGGAGAAAAAUCAGUAAAUAACGGGAGAUCUUACUAGCAGGCAAACCAUAGAACAACUCACUCUGACUAAAGCUGCUGUGGGAAACCAUGACUGAUUUUCUAUUUCCCCUUCCCUCUGUGGAGAAAUACUUUAUAUAUGUCUCCACAGUGUGUUCCUAGGCCUGGAACUUCUGGGAAGAUGCAAGUAGCAGAACUUGCCCUCUGAGACCAUGGGGCAGGGCAGUGGUGGAUGUAUGUAAUUUAUUCUGAGUUUCUUUCCUGGACAUUUUUUUUUCUUAAUAAUGUUGUUUGGUAUUUAGGUUAAUUUUUGUAAAUUGUAUUGCUUUCAUUGAUGUAUUUUUAUACUUGUGUUUAUUUUUCUUUGUAAGACGCCUUGAGGGCCUUUGGCCGAAAGGUGGGGUUUAAAUACAUUUUAAUAAUAAUAAUAUGUCUGCUUAUGUUUGCAUUUGAUGACAAAGUAUGUUCUGUGACUGUCAUGAGGCCUUGUAUUGUUACAUUGUUGCAAGCCUGCUUAGCAGUGGCUGCUUCUUGACAGGUUCUGUGAAGGGAGAGAGACAAGAUCAUUUUUGAGAAUUUAUUAGACGGGGUCUGGAUCAGGUAAAUUCAUUCUGAUUAGUCUGGGUGACAGCGGACUCCACUGUCGGUAUGGGGGUCAGUUGGUUAGAGUCAGUGGGAGUGAAAGGUUCAUGAGGGCAGUGUGAAGAAUUGAGACCAGACUACAGCUGAAGGAAAAAUUGUGGCCUGUAUAUUUACACCCAGUGUAUAGUUAACACUUGUGCCUCCCUAUGUAAAGGUCUUGCCAAAGGAAGGUGAAAGUUUUUUAAAUUUGGCUAAACUGUCCAAGCUGCCAGAAGUACAACUAGAGGAGCUUUGAGGGUACAGAGACAGAUUAUCCCCAGUAGCUUGUCUGGGUAUUUGGCUGGGUUGGAGGUUUAGGGAAAUCGGCCCGUGUUGAAAGCCACUUAGAGGCUGUUGUCUGCAAGUGUCUCUUAUGUCUUCCGAAACUGUCAUCAAGCACCUUUAAGACCCCAAUAUAAAUAUCUGUAUUUCCUUAUGUAAAUAGUAUCCCUCUAAUAAACCAACAGUCUUAGUUUA